This is a messenger RNA of Rhinopithecus roxellana (golden snub-nosed monkey), 1209 nucleotides long. It is a transcript of the gene FOXL1, whose product is annotated as forkhead box L1. Gene Ontology annotation, molecular function: RNA polymerase II cis-regulatory region sequence-specific DNA binding; DNA-binding transcription factor activity, RNA polymerase II-specific. The transcript has a single exon. Gene Ontology annotation, biological process: regulation of transcription by RNA polymerase II; anatomical structure morphogenesis; cell differentiation. The record is from RefSeq and is a predicted model, not a curated record. Bases 109 to 1146 code for a protein of 345 amino acids. NCBI's taxonomy places the organism in Eukaryota, Metazoa, Chordata, Mammalia, Primates, Cercopithecidae.
CAGAGGCACGGCUGGCUCCCCGGGAGGGCCCUUGCGGCGCGGGGCGCAGUGCCUAGGUCCCCCGGGUCGCCUGCGUUGCGGGGAGCGCAGCACAGGCUCUCGCUUGCCAUGAGCCACCUCUUCGAUCCCCGGCUGUCUGCCCUGGCAGCCUCGCCCAUGCUCUAUCUGUACGGUCCCGAGAGACCCGGGCUGCCUCUGGCCUUCGCCCCCGCGGCUGCUCUGGCUGCCUCGGGCCGGGCCGAGACCCCCCAGAAGCCUCCCUACAGCUACAUCGCGCUCAUCGCCAUGGCGAUCCAGGACGCGCCCGAGCAGAGGGUCACGCUCAACGGCAUCUACCAGUUUAUCAUGGACCGCUUCCCCUUCUACCACGACAACCGGCAGGGCUGGCAAAACAGCAUCCGCCACAACCUCUCACUCAACGACUGCUUCGUCAAGGUGCCCCGCGAGAAAGGGCGGCCAGGCAAGGGCAGCUACUGGACGUUGGACCCCCGCUGCCUGGACAUGUUUGAGAACGGCAACUACCGGCGCCGGAAGAGGAAGCCCAAGCCGGACCCCGGGGCCCCGGAGGCCAAGAGGCCCCGCGCCGAGACGCAUGAGCGCAGCGCGGAGGCGCAGCCGGAGGCGGGGAGCGGGGCAGGGGGCUCGGGCCCUGCAAUCCCACGCCUGGAGGGAGCGCCUGCGGGCCCCUCGCCCCUCCUGGACCGCCCCUCUCCGCCGGCGCCCCUCCACUGGCCGGGGAUCGCGUCCCCAGACGAGGACGCCGGUGACGCUGUCCAAGGCGCAGCGGCAGUGGCGGUCGGCCAGCCAGCGCGCACGGGGGACGGCCCGGGGUCCCCUCUGCGCCCCGCCUCCCGCAGCUCUCCGAAGAGCUCCGACAAGUCCAAGAGCUUCAGCAUAGACAGCAUCCUGGCGGGAAGGCAGGGCCAGAAGCCGCCUGCAGGGGACGAGCUCCUGGGGGGCGCCAAGCCCGGGCCCGGCGGCCGUCUGAGUGCCUCGCUCCUGGCCGCCUCCUCCAGCCUCCGUCCGCCUUUCAACGCUUCCCUGAUGCUCGACCCGCACGUCCAGGGCGGUUUUUACCAGCUCGGGAUCCCCUUCCUCUCCUAUUUCCCCCUGCAGCUUCCCGACACCGUGCUCCACUUCCAGUAAAGCAAACGAUGGCGCGGUUCUUCUCCCGGCCCAGCCUGCGCCUCCGCUGAGCGAAAGACCACA